Molecule: messenger RNA, 10239 nt
Organism: Talpa occidentalis (Iberian mole)
Lineage: Eukaryota; Metazoa; Chordata; Mammalia; Eulipotyphla; Talpidae
Gene: TTBK2
Product: tau tubulin kinase 2
Exons: 15
Coding region: 138-3875 (1245 amino acids)
Biological process (GO): signal transduction; cilium assembly; peptidyl-serine phosphorylation
Cellular component (GO): ciliary basal body; ciliary transition zone; cytoplasm
Molecular function (GO): ATP binding; protein serine/threonine kinase activity
Source: RefSeq, a predicted model, not a curated record
CCCUGUCGGCUCCAGCCCUAAACUGGACUCGAGCCCUCUCCCCGAAAUCUCUGCGUCCGCCGGGGCCCAGGUUAAAUGGAAACCACCCUUGGGAGCUGGAUGCCUGUGUAGCCAUUCUGUCACGUCAGUGAAUUGCAAUGAGUGGAGGAGGAGAGCAGCCAGAUAUCCUCAGUGUUGGAAUCCUGGUCAAAGAAAGAUGGAAAGUGUUGAGGAAGAUUGGGGGUGGGGGCUUUGGAGAAAUUUACGAUGCCUUGGACAUGCUUACCAGGGAAAAUGUUGCACUGAAGGUGGAAUCAGCUCAACAACCGAAGCAAGUUCUGAAAAUGGAGGUUGCUGUAUUGAAAAAACUACAAGGGAAAGACCAUGUUUGUAGAUUUAUUGGCUGUGGAAGGAAUGAUCGAUUCAACUAUGUGGUCAUGCAGUUGCAGGGUCGGAACCUGGCAGAUCUACGCCGCAGCCAGUCCCGGGGCACUUUUACCAUUAGCACUACUCUUCGGUUGGGUAAACAGAUUCUGGAGUCUAUCGAGAGCAUCCAUUCUGUGGGAUUCUUGCACCGAGACAUCAAACCGUCAAACUUUGCUAUGGGUCGCUUUCCUAGUACUUGCAGGAAAUGUUACAUGCUUGAUUUUGGAUUGGCGCGACAAUUUACCAAUUCCUGUGGUGACGUCAGACCACCUCGAGCUGUGGCAGGCUUUAGAGGAACAGUUCGUUAUGCAUCAAUCAAUGCUCAUCGGAACAGGGAAAUGGGAAGACAUGAUGAUCUUUGGUCCUUAUUCUACAUGUUGGUGGAAUUUGUGGUUGGUCAGCUGCCUUGGAGAAAAAUAAAGGAUAAGGAGCAAGUCGGCUCUAUUAAGGAGAGAUAUGACCACAGGCUUAUGUUGAAACAUCUCCCUCCAGAGUUUAGCAUCUUUCUGGAUCACAUCUCUUCUUUGGAUUAUUUUACCAAACCAGACUACCAGCUUCUUACAUCUGUGUUUGACAACAGUAUCAAGACCUUUGGAGUAAUUGAGAGUGACCCUUUUGAUUGGGAGAAGGCUGGAACUGAUGGCUCACUAACAACCACCACUACUUCUACCACCCCUCAGUUGCAUACCCGCUUGACCCCAGCGGCAAUUGGAAUUGCCAAUGCCACCCCCAUCCCAGGAGACCUACUUCGAGAAAAUACAGAUGAGGUGUUUCCAGAUGAACAGCUUAGUGAUGGGGAAAAUGGCAUCCCUGUUGGUAUGUCACCAGAUAAAUUGCCUGGCUCUCUGGGACACCCUCGUCCACAAGAGAAGGAUGUCUGGGAAGAGAUGGAUGCCAACAGGAACAAGAUAAAGCUUGGAAUUUGUAAAGCUGCUACUGAAGAGGAAAAUAGCCAUGGUCAAGCAAACGGUAUUCUGAAUGCUCCAAGCCUCAGUUCACCAGUUCGUGUUCGCUCGGAGAUUACUCAGCCAGACAGAGAUGUUCCAUUGGUGCGAAAGUUACGUUCAAUCCACAGCUUUGAGCUGGAAAAACGUCUCACCCUAGAGCCAAAGCCAGACACUGACAAGUUUCUUGAGACAUGCCUGGAGAAAAUGCAAAAAGACUCCAGUGCAGGAAAGGAAUCUCUUCCCCCUGCUCUGCUUCACAAGCCUUGUGUUCCUGCUGUGUCCCGUACUGACCACAUCUGGCACUAUGAUGAUGAAUAUCUUCCAGAUGCUUCCAAGCCUGCCUCUGCCAACACCCCUGAGCAGGCAGAUGGUGGUGGCAGCAAUGGAUUUAUAGCUGUUAACCUUAGCUCCUGCAAGCAGGAUAUUGAUUCCAAAGAGUGGGUGAUUGUGGACAAGGAGCAGGACCUUCGGGAUUUUAGGACAAAUGAGGCUUUAGUCCAUAAAACAACUGCAAGUCCUUCUGAUGAGGAACCUGAAGUGCUUCAAGUCCUGGAGGAAUCUCCUCAAGAUGAAAAACUCCGAUUGGAUCCAUGGUCAAAAAAUGAUCAUUUAAAGAAGGAAACUUCAGGUGUGGUUUUAGCACUUUCUGGGGAUUACCCUGUCACUGCAGCUUCAGAACAGUAUACAGAUAGGCUGGAACUCCAGGUUGGAACUGCCAGUCAGUUUAUUGCAGCAACACCCACAAGUCCAAUGGAGGCACAAGCAGAAGGACCUCUUACAGCGAUUACAAUUCCUAGACCUUCUGUGGCAUCUACACAGUCAACUUCAGGAAGCUUUCACUAUGGUCAGCAGCCAGAGAAGAAAGAUCUUCAGCCCAUGGAGCCCAGUGUGGAACUUUAUUCUCCCAGGGAAAACUUCUCAGGCUUGGUUGUAACAGAGGGUGAACCUCCUAGUGGAGGAAGCAGAACAGACUUGGGGCUUCAGGUAGAUCAUAUUGGUCAUGACAUAUUACCCAACAUUAGAGAGUGUGACAAAUCCCAAGACUUGGGACCAAAAGACCUUCCUGACCAUAAUCGAUCAACUGUGAGAGAAUUUGAUAAUCUCCCUAGGGAAACUGAAGAGAAAAGCAUCCUGUUGGGGUCAGAUAAUGAAGAUGAAAAGUUAAGUAAAGGACAGCAGUGUAUUGAGAUCUCCUCUCUCCCUGGAGAUUUGGUUACUCUGGAAAGGGAUCACUCGGCUACCAGUGAACCUCUUGAUGUGACAAAGACUCAGACUUUUAGUGUGGUGCCAAAUCAAGACAAAAAUCAUGAGAUAAUGAAGCUUCUGGCAAUUGAAACUUCAGAAAUUUCUCCACAGAUCAUUGACCCACAUGUUGAAGGACAGAUAGGGCAGGUGACAGUACAAAAAAGUAAAUUAUCUAAGGAUGAUGACGUCAAGAGUGAGGAUUUGCCAGGUCACCAAGGUGACCUUUCUACUUUUUUGCACCAAGAGGGUAAGAGAGAAAAAAUUGCUCCUAGAAAUGGAGAACUAUUUCAUUGUGUUUCAGAGAGUGAACAUUGUCCUCCAUCCCGGAAGGAUGUGGUUACAAAGUCAUCCUUUGUAACUAGACACAGUCGAAUCCCUGUUUUAGCACAAGAGAUAGACUCAACUUUUGAAUCAUCCUCUCCAGUCUCUGCAAAAGAAAAGCUUCUCCAAAAGAAAGCUUAUCAACCAGAUCUAGUCAAACUUCUGGUGGAAAAAAAGCAGCUUAAGUCUUUCUUUGGGGAACUCUCAAGUGCCUCUGAUAAAUUGCUAGAAGAAAGACUAGCGACUGUUCCUGCUUCCUUUUCUGAGGAGGAAGUCUUCACUCCCUUUUCAAGACUAGCCGUAGAGCACACACACCUGAGCAGGUCAGCUGAAGACGGCUUCCUGUCACCCAUCAUCUCUCCAUCCAGAAAGAGCAAAAUUCCGAGGCCGGUUUCAUGGGUCAACACAGAUCAACUCAGUAGCUCAGCAUCAUCUCAGUUUUUGCCUCGGCCACCACCGGGAAAGCCGCCCACAAGACCCGGAGUAGAAGCCAGGCUCCGCAGAUACAAAGUCCUAGGGAGCAGCAAUUCCGACUCAGACCUUUUUUCUCGCCUGGCCCAAAUUCUUCAAAAUGGAUCUCAGAAACCCCGGAGCACUACUCAGUGCAAGAGUCCAGGAUCCACUCACAAUCCAAAAACACCACCCAAGAGUCCCGUUGUCCCUCGCAGGAGUCCCAGUGCCUCUCCUCGAAGCUCUUCCUUGCCUCGCACGUCUAGUUCCUCACCAUCUAGGGCUGGAAGGCCCCACCAUGACCAGAGGAGUUCAUCCCCUCAUCUGGGGAGAAGCAAGUCACCUCCCAGUCACUCAGGAUCUUCCUCCUCCAGGAGGUCCUGCCAACAGGAGCAUUGCAAACCCAGCAAGAAUGGCCUAAAAGGAUCCAGCAGCCUCCACCACCACUCAGCCAACACUAAAGUCCCCCCAGGGAAGAGUAAGUCAGCCAGUAAACUCAGCAGAUAGGAGCCGGGCUGCAUCUCUGUGAAAGGUGUGAGAUCUUCCUCCUAAACCUGAUGCAUGUGUGUCCUUGUACUGUCUAUUUAAAAAAUCAGUGUUGAUCUUCUCUUGCAAAAGAAAGUAACAUGAUAAAUUAUUUAAGAAGACAUAAAUAUAUGAUAAGGGAUUCUAAGGCAGGCAGCAAGCAGAUCAGGAAUCAAUGUGUUUGCAUAGGAAGGGGCAAUUCAGCAAAAUCCAAGGGGGAGAAACUCAUUAAACGAACUCUCAUUUUUAAGCUGCCUUUGAUACAAAAGGGGGUGAAGGUAAGAGGUGGAAUGGAAUUUUAACCAUUUGGCCUGCUUUUUAAAGGCUCUACUCAAAGAUUAUAUAAUAGCAAAAAUGGAACUUUUGUUUUAAUAUUUUCAUUCAAAACUUCCCAACCUUGGAGGGUCAGAACUGCUCCAGUAUUAGAGUUUCUGAGAAGAUUGUUGCUGGGAAGCCAGUGCUCAUAUAUAUUUCACUUAUGUCUUUAUCUGGUAUGUUGAGAGUUCACACCUUUACUUUGCCUCAUUCCUAUUUCACAUUUUUUAAAGAUAAUGUUUCUCACCCAAUCUGAUCUCUCUUAUUUUAACUACAUUUUAAUAUGCGUUUAGCAGCAUAGGCUAACAAUUGGAAGUCCAGUAACCCUUAUUCAGUCCCUAAUAUUUUUCUUCGGAGGAACAGUUAUUAACUCAGUUUAUUUAUUUUUUUGGUGAAAAAUAAUUGAUAAAACUUAAGGAAGGGAAAGUCUAAAUGGAGGUUCUUGGCAGGCUUUAGUGCUCGAGGGGAGAGAGGGACAGAGUGUGGGAUAAUCCCUUUCAAGAGAGAAGAACCUUCUUCCCCCCUGUGGGAGGAGACCUGACCAGAGUAGACCUUGCUUCCUUCAGUCCUCUGGGUACCAGCUAUUUCUCUUAUCAACUUCUAAGAUGAUUCCAGGGAGUACAAUACUAUGGAAUGUGACUUUAUGUUUUAGAGACUUAGAGAGAAAAAAAGAAAUUAGAUAUGUUGUUGAAACAUAUAAUCCUCAAACUUUGUAUUUUAUACAUUUAGCUAAGUAAGGAAUGAGUAUCUGGGGAAAUAAAUCUAGGCUUAAUACUUAUCUUUUAAUGUUUUAUUUCCUGCUUCUCCUGUGCUUUAGUUUGAAUAUUUGGGCUUCUUGACUUGAUUUCCAUGUAAUAUCAAUUUAUAAAGCUAUAAGGAGGUUCAUAUUGUUCUAAUCUCACUCUUCAGCUAACAGGAACCAGGCAAAAUUAAAUUAUACUAGACUUUCAAAAUGACUCUUUUAUACUCUGUAGGUGUUCUGUGUUGUAAAGACCUUCCUUAUUAAGGUCAAGUAAAUUGGUCUGCUUGUUGAAAUUUGCCUUCUAGCAAACAUCUGUGCUUUCUCUUUGACCUUGUGUUUGCUGCCAAACCUAAUAUGGUUGAAUUGGAAAACAAAAAAAAAGAAAGAAAUCUGGUUCCUCACCAAGUGAACAUAUUCUAAUGCUGCAUCAAAGCUGCCCUGAAGCUGCACUGAACUUUUCUUGUUCUCGUUAUCCGUGUCGAGCUUUUUUUAAAAAAAACAAAACAAAACACAAAAACUCAAAACACUAUUGAGGCAUAUACGGUCUCCCAUAAGAAAUGUAGCAUAGUGUGAAAUCUUAAUUUCUCUCCCGUUUCAAGCACUACAGAGGAAUGCAAUAGGUAAGACAUAUUUGCUGUUUAACUAAAGCAACUGUAAUAUUGGAAGACCAAUCCUACUGUAUUAUAUUGUAUAAUAGUUGCUCUAACACUACUUGCAUGUCUUCAUGGUAAGCUAUAUAAAUAUUUAUAAAUAUAUAGAGAGAAACAUAUGCUUAUACAAACUCAUUCUUUCUCAUUCUCCAUUUGUAAUUCCAGGAUCACAGAUGGUGAAAUUCCUUUAUAUUGUGUGCCUCGUGUACACUUGGGCCUUGCCUAUUCAUUUUCUGAAAAUAUGUUCUUGGCAUGUGACACCUCAGAUUCUUCUUGCCUUCCCUGUGUAAUGCAAGGUUGGCAGUCUUUAGCAAGCCAAGAGGGAUUAUUUAAUUGUCAUUUUAAAAAGAUUUUAAUAAGGGAAAAAAGUUACUAAGACAUGCUUAUAAUGCUGGUUCAAAGAUUUGUCAUGUUAAUGACAUAAUUCUGUCCGUAUGAUUAGAGAGGAUAAACUGGAAUGAUAAUCAUGAGUCUAACAUAAAUUGAUUUUUUCAGAAAUCCCUUAAAAUUACUGUUCUACUUUCCUCUUUUCACCUCACUUGGCGGUGGGGAUGGGGGAUCUACAAUUAAGAAGUUGUCUUUUUUUCUGUUGUAUUAGCGAAAUUGUGCUUUAUAACACAGCCAGUUUUAAAUCCUGGCCCCUGGCCUCCGGUCAGAACUGUCCUGAUAGUAACCAUUGGUAUAACUGAUGGGGCUACACUUGUGGUAUGUGUCUGUUAGUUUUUUUAUUGGCAUUUCUCUCCUAGUGGUCAAAACUGAUAAUGAUGGCAACAUGGCAGCUGAAUAUUUUCUUUCUUGGUUCCCUCUAUUUUUCCCCCAACGUUUCCACUGUGUUGCCCCCUUUUGUAAAUGCUAUUACAAACUCAUCAAAAUCCAGAGAGAAACAACUGCCUUGUGUCUGAAUAUUUUAUUUUGCAUGUAGAGGAAAGAGUUAACCAAAGAUGUUUCUUCUCUGACACUUUCAAAAGAGAACAGACUAAUUAUAGUUUACAUAUCGAUAUGUCCAUUUAAAAGUACUGUCUUCUAUAUUUAUGGUUUUCAAAGCAUAGUAUGUGCUCUUUUAGAUGGUAGAUGUCUCCGACUGAAAAGAAGAGUUGGCAGCCCUGAACAAGGCACUUUUGGCACAAGAACUUUUGUUUUUUGUUUUAUUCUAGAGUAUGAUACAGAGAACAGUUUGGAUUGUUAUUUUUAGUUCUUUAUUAUUUAUUUUCAUGGUUUCUUUUAGUGAUAGCAUAUUUCAGAUUUCAGUGACAAAUAUAGAUCAUCCAAGUAAUUUUAAAUCAGUUGGGUUAUUCUAUCUAAGAUAGGAACACGAUUAAAGUCAAGCCAAACUAUACCAAGAGUACUCUGGGACAGAAGUGAAAAUUACCUUUUGAAAAUCAGGGGCCCCCUGGUUUCUCAUAUCAUGAUGCAAACUGACUGGUUACCUAGUCAUGCUUGCCCUUGCUCUCCCUUCUCUAGUCUCUGGAAUUACUUGGGUGGAGCAGAUGAUAGAAUUAGCAUUAGCUCAGGCCCAUAAGUUAGCACUCUUCCUGAAUUAUGCUGCCAAAUCUCCAAGGUGUACAGAUUGGUCAAAAUACUAAAAUUCUACAUAGUAAUCUUUUGUACAGCUUAAAGGUAUUUAACUUUAAUAUAUAAUGAACAAAGGAGAACUGGGUCAUAUCAAAUUUGACCUGAAAGCAUGAAUUAUAAACAUCUUUGAAUGACCAGUCUUAGGCAGGCACUCUCGUUCUUAACUUGGUAUGCAAGCUGGCCUUGCUGGCAGUGGCCUAGUUACAUUUAUUGUUUUUUAAGUUGCAUGUUGUGAAGUGAAUGUCUUUUAUAAAAGUUGCCAAGUUAAUUAAGUUCUAAAUAAGUAGCGAGAUGGUAAUUGAGACCCACUGUUGUCAUUAUCUACUUUAUAUUCUUUGAUUUAAGGUACUAAACAAAUCUCGGUUGCUUACUAAUUCAGUGGACUAGCUGUGCAAUAUCUCUGUCUAGCUCCUAGCCACUGUGGGAACUUGAGGUUCUUCAGUAAUCAUCAGAGAUUCUUUCCAGGCCACAGAUUUUUAUGUGAAUGAUUCUAUGGCUGCAUUCAGUCUACAAGGAAAAAGUAUACAUUGGUGCAUGUUUUAUAAACCCAGACACAGAUAGUUAAAACUAUAAUGAGUUUUUCUAUACCCAAUAGCUUUGAAUUAAAAAAAAAAAAACAAAAAAACACAACAACAGAUGCUUUUCCCCAUGAGCAGAGGAUGAUUCUUUGUUCUAGGAACUAAACUCCUAAUUCUAACACUAGGAAUUGGUGAUAGGAGAAACAGGAUCUAGAAUUCAGAGUUAAGUGGUUUAGGGGAAAAAUGCAUCUUACUCUGGCUAUUUGAAAAUAUAUUUACUUGUAGAUAAGUCUAUCGUUAGUCUUGGAGAUCAAAUUUUUCACAUUUUAAAAACUUUUUUUCAUUCCUUUAUAUUUAUCAAACAUGAUAUAUGUUAGGGAACCACUUCUCCUGUCAUGUUCAUGUAUUUUGGAAUUAAGUUAUUUGCAUUCACUCUUUUAAUGUGCAUUUACCACAGAUGUGUUGGGACUUUGCCUAAAGGGGGAGAGAUUUUAGCUCCUGUAUCAAUGAGGAGAUAGAGUGGUUGACAACAACUGCCUUGUGUAAUUGUCUUGAGUUUGGGUCUGAGACAGUUUAUUUGCAGAAUAGUUACUUAUCUGUGUUUUAAUGCAAAAAGUAUUAUAGGAUUAAGGCAUGUAACCACUAUCUCACUGUGGUAGUCCUCAAAUGUCACUAUUUAUCCAAGUUCAGAAACCACAGAUGUGUAUUUAGACCUUGAUUUAGGGAAGAGAACAAGAGUUAGUUCCAGUUCUCAGAUAAUAUGGGAGGAUAUAUAGUACAUAGAAAACCCCAGGUGAUUGUUUACGACAUGCUACUUCCCUGUCCUCAUCCAAUAAAACUCUGGUGUGUACCUCUAGGAUGUGGGAAAAGUGUAGAAAUAUCACUGGAUAUUCUCAAUAUUUUGACUGUCCCUCUGGAAUCAUGUAAAACUGAACCCAGAAAGCCUCUGCAAACUGCAGAAUCUGUUACCAGCAUUACUAGGGAGAACAAUAGAAGGUACAUGGGGAAUUAUAGUUCUUACGAUCUGGGACAAUGAUCCCUAUUCAUUUAAAAGUGAAUUUGGAUGAUGCACACCACAAACCCUGAGAAAUCCUGACUGGCCAUGGAAUAAGGACAAUAAAGUCUCGGCCCAUCAAUGCAUUUUCUAACUCAGUUAUGAUUAUGUGCUUCAGCUUUUAAAGUAUAUGAGCUUGAUGUUUAAGUUUAUAUUUCCUUGAAGAAAUUUUAAUCAGAUGUUUGACAAGAUCAAAAUCACCUUGCGGUUAUAUAUAAUCUCACAACACUAAAUAGCAAAAGUAGGUAACAUUUAUACAGGAAUGAGUUGAACAUUUCCUUAGAAUUUGCUGGAUCCUUGGUCUUGAGACAGGAAAAGAAGUGAAGCCUUUUCCUUUGUGACUCUAAUUGAAAGUGACAGUAUGAGCAUAGUAUGUAAUAUUGGUGAGUCUAACUUAUCUCUCAGACACCAUAGCCCAGGGAUUCUAGGUUCCUUAACAGAGACAGUAGGAUUCAAUGUUACUAUAGAAUUUUCUGGUGACCUAAUUCUACACACUAAAGAUGGAUAGGAAAUUUACCUCUCUUUCCAGUAGUUUAAUAGUUUCAUAUUGUAUAACAUGUGUUCACUUAUCCAUUUAAAAACCUUGAGAAGACCAAGUUUUUACAUAGGACUACCCGUGCUGUAUGCUGCUGCUUCUUUCUCCUCAUACAGUUUAAAUCCUUAAAAAUUCAUGUGCAACACUUCACCAAACCUGGUGUGUCAGUCUGGCUAGUCUUCAUUCACCCACCGAAGGGUAAAUAAGGCUGCGAGAACUUGAAUGGAUUUAUUAUGGGAGCUACCCAGGAAAGGGAAAAGCCCUUGGGACUUUUUCAAACUGAUUUUCUUUUGAAACUAUUUGCUGAAUUAGUUCACUAAGAUAAUAAACAUUCAGAAAUACAAAGAUAGGAUUAUGAAGGAACGAUAACACUGUGCCACUUGGGUUCUGAAAUUGGAUUGGGUAAACUAAAUACUGAAGACAACUAGAUCAGAUGACCCAGGCUUGAGUCCCUCUCCCUUCUCUGUCACUCUCCGUUCCUUGUCUUCCUGAUUUCUUUCUUAAAAGAGUCAGUUCAGAUUUCAUUGAGCCAAAGAAAAAUUUUAAAAGUACAGAAAAUUUCAUUGAGUCAUUUACUUACCAGUUCAUAGCUGUUAGGAAAAAAGGGAGACAUCUAAUUAUGAAAGUUAUGAACUACUGGCAGUUGUUACAUUCGAUUGAGCCAAACAGGAGAAUUCUCUUUUAUUGAGCCAGAACAAUCAUACUUUACUAAUUUGACAUUUCUCUCCAUUUUCUUCAUGAAAUCGGUGAUGAGAAAUUGCUCUUUGAAAUACCUCCCAAGGUACCGUAUUGUGUCCCUUUCCCCUCCAAGCAGCCCUCCUUAUGCAUUUUUCUCAGGCAACCAAGGACAUGUAGAGUAUUGGCAGAAACAUGGAGUGUUUUGUAUAGGCCAUCUGUACAUAAAAGUGUAAUUAUUUAUUUAAUUUUCCAUUUGUAUCAUAUUAAAGCUUUGUACAGUGU